Molecule: messenger RNA, 5354 nt
Organism: Rhipicephalus sanguineus (brown dog tick)
Lineage: Eukaryota; Metazoa; Arthropoda; Arachnida; Ixodida; Ixodidae
Product: thyroid adenoma-associated protein homolog
Exons: 30
Coding region: 131-5326 (1731 amino acids)
Biological process (GO): tRNA methylation
Cellular component (GO): cytosol
Source: RefSeq, a predicted model, not a curated record
GUGCGGAUCGCCAUGUGGUUUAUGUUGUCGUAAUGUGGAAACCGCGGGUACCGCGGGUAGCGCUUGGAGCGAUGCUUCUUGCUGAACUUUGGUGAUGUAAAACCUGUGUACAGAUAAGCCAACCUGUAUUAUGGAGACAUCGGACGUCAACGCCUGUUUGGACUCCCUGCACAGCGUUCUAGUCGGUCCCGCAAGUGGUGUGGAAAGCCUUCAGACGAAAAUCCGGUCUGUCAUCAAUGAAACGGCGAAGCAGCCAAAGCUGAACUUGCCAUGGUUACCGCUAUCGUCGCUCCUUGUGGACAUCUUGGCACAUAUCGCCGACCAGGGUGCAAAACCGGACACACUCCUUCUCGCUGGGACGUGCGUCGUGCGCAUUCUGUGCCGAUUUCUGACACUCGAUGCCGCUUCCAAUGCCGUGCGGGAACUUCUUACCACACCUUCUCACGAGUCAACUCAGAAGUUGUGCCACAACACACUACUGCCAUCACCGAGGUCACCUCCACAGUCUGCAGACACCUUGGAGCGUCCCACUUUUUAUCACCUUUGCCUCAUGCAUGGUGUCCUGAGCGCCGGCCCAGACGCGCAUUCUCUCCUAACAUGCCAAAGGGACAAAACUGUAAUUCCCUUGAUCCUAGAAGUCUUGCGCCCCCUUGUCAUUCUUGUGCACGAUGACAGGAUCUCACGGUAUCACAGCGUGAGCACUUUGCACCUGUGGUUCAAAACACUGGAACAACUGCUGCGAAAGUCUGAGGCGAGAAACGAGGGCGAAGCAUUUCCCGUCAAAUCUCUGACGAAGAGCUUAUUCACUCCUGAAUCGGACGCAACGUCACUCGUCCUCUCUGCAAUUGAUGCCAACUGGGAGUCAUCUGUGAAUGGAGUCUCUGACCUUACCAAGAAAAUAUAUCAGUCUUUUCUUAAUGUGAUACACAGUGAGAACAUGACUGAAAACGGUCGUGCAAAGCCAGGGACCAGCCCGCCUGACAUCGUGCCAACGUUUCACAAAUAUUUGCUUGAAAGAACAAUGCAGCUUGACUGGAAGGAAAAGCCCAAAUAUCUAAGCCUUGCAUGUCUCUUGCAGUUUGUGCCAUUUGAGUUGUGUCUGAAAAUUGAUGCUGAUUUUACAAAGCAUUGCAUCCGUGGACUGCUGGCUAACCACCUUGUGUCAGCGACUGUGGAUGUUUACAGAGCAUCCUUGACAUUUGGUUCAACUCGCACAGCAAGCAAGGAAAUGUGGUCUCUGUACUGGAAGGCGCCAGUUGUUGACAUCAUCAGGUGUGAUGAUGGAACAUGUCUUCAAAACAUGACCACCCACUUACUGCCGUGGACUCUGAAGAACAUUCCAGGCAGCCUAGAGGAGCUUGCGGAAAGCUUCAGAACAUGUAGGACAGAUGACAUAUCGCUUUCUUUCCUUGCGACACUGGGUCGUAUUGCUGUACAAGCGGGGCUCGCAUCCAGGGUGCUAGAGGAGCCACUGAUGGCACAGUGUCUUGUACACCAAUCCAAUGCAAUACGGAUAGAAGCCUUCAGCCUAUGUUGCUCGUUGUACAUACUUCGUGCAGGAAAGCUGGAAGUGGACCUGUCAAAGAUACUUCAAUUUGUAACAGCCAACCUAAAUGUUGACGACUCCUGGUUCCGGUCAAGGCUUGUCGUGCAGCUAGAAAACGUCUUAGUGGCUCUUCGAGAGACUAUCGUGUCCGAAUUCAGCAAAGCAGCACGCCAGAAGCGGAGAGGCCGUGAGGAUGGCACGCUGCAAAACCAUUACACAUCGGCCUUCUGCUUCGUCAAAGAACUUGUGGUAAUGGCUGUGGAAAAUCUAUUUCCGGGCGCAAAUUACCAAAGAGCCAUAACGUCAUUGUCAGUCCUUGAAUGUGUUGGAAAUGUUUUUCGAGUGGAUCCAUCUGGGAAACAAAGAUCAACACACAAAAGAGAAACCUUGGAGAAGUUCUUUGCUUCUGAGACGGGUCGCUUUGAACUGGGAUCGACGCAGAAGAGUAUCAGGGCGGCCUUUCUCAAAGCACUUUUUCAUAACGUACUUGAGGUUCGUCUUUCUGCAUUUCGGCUCCUGAGCACUCGUGGCUGCCCGCUGUUUGAAAGUGGAAGAGAUCUUCAGGAUGUACUGCAGGAUGCACUGCAGGAUGCUGCAGACAAAUACCUUGCUAGUCCACGGCCCCAAGACCAUGCCAUUGGUGCCUUGCUUCUGCACCUGUGCCUCACCAACCUGAAAGAGGAGCCAAGGCAGCUUGUUGCAAAGCUAGAAGAAAUCUGUAGCUUGGGCGAAAAUGCCUUCUUAGCAUUCCAGCGUGAUCCAGUGUCUGCAUCAGCGAGUUUUCCACUUCAUGGAGUGCUGUUGACCCUGGUCACUUGCCUAAGUGAUGUGAAGUGCAUACUGGCAGCCAUGCAGGGUUGCAGCGUGGAUGGGAAGAACAGCAACUUAAUUUGCAACAUUCUCAACAGGGCAUUGUGUCUUGCUAAGAGCUCCCUCUUUCACUCGCUCCUUGUCAUGGUGCCAAAGGACAAGCAACACAUUCUCGGUGCAACAUCUGCUAGUUCAGCAGACAGGGUAGCACCUUCCUUCGAAGACACAAACCUGGCAUUCGCAGAGCUCAUCAGAGACCAUGAGAUGGCUGAAGUGAUCAGAUUCACGUCAGAAGAGUGGCAACAAGUUGAGGAAAGACUGGCAUCAUUCUGUUGGCACUGUAUCAAGAACUCAUGUUCGCUGUUGGACCUUGUGGCGUCAAUUUCACUGAAGGACAAUGGAAUAUCGUAUGCACUGGAUGGCAGGUCACUCCAUGACAUUGUGGAUGCCCUGGUUGCAGUCAUGACUGGAUGCAGGCAUCGUGGAGCUAUUGAAAGCUGCUGCGAGUCCUUGAAAAGUCUUUGCCAAGUUCUUUCCAGCAGUACAACCACAGAAAUAUCUGAUAUUCCAUUCAAUUUUGUAAAAAAGGCUUUGUCAUCAUUAACAUCAAGAUCAAAAUCCUCCUCUAUCACAAGGCGGUCAGCAGGUCUCCCAUUACUCAUCAGAGCGCUUCUUGAGGGAGAAGCAAGAAACGUGAAGCGUAGCAUGUCAUGGACUGUGGAUCACUUGAGCUGCGUCAUCAGAGAGUGCGCAGAGCAGCGCGGCAGUUCUGCAUCCACAGUAGAUCUGCCCCAAGCAGAAGCACUGCACGUUCUGUGCGCAGUUGUUGGCUCGGCGACCUUGACAGCUGCGGUGAUGAUGCACCUCGGACGCAUUCUGUGGUUUUGCUUUGAAGGCUUGGCGUCACCAUUCUGGCUCGUGAGGAACGCGGCACACCAGCUCUACGGUGUUACAGCACCGCGCGUGCUGGGACUAAAGAAGACACGAGAAGAAUUCGUUGGCCAUGAUGCUAUGACUGCAUUGGACUUGUUUGCAAAGCUUCCGGAUCUGCGGGUCUUGUUUCUGAACAAACUUGAUGGCUCCAACGUAAACGACCAUGACUUGUACUUCGUCCUUGACUUCCUCUCAAGGCUUAAACCACCUGCCAUUGGACAACAGGGACUAAAAUCUCUGGCACCAUUUCAACAAUGCAUACGUAAUCACCUGGGCUGUCGGUCAUGGAAACUGCGCCUGCUUGCCGCGAAGUGCGUCUCUUCUUUCUGCCAAUCGACAAGGGAAGAGGUUGUGUUCUUGCUUGAAAAUGUUGCAGCCCUCAAAGAUGCUAAUUCUCACAACAGUGCCCACGCACACCUUCAUGCCAUUAAUCGUCUCCUGAGGAACAACACUGUGUGCGUGCCGGACAUGGCCAAAUGGUUCCAAGAGAGUGGUAGUCUCAGCAGGUUGUCAUGGGCUUUGGCAUCAAACUUUUUCGUGAGGAUGGAGUUCUUGGACUUGCUUGACCUGCUAUCUGGUAAUGGUGGCCGCACCGAGUGCCGAGAGAAGUUGCAGAAGUCAUUUCUGCCGGACAUCGCUCACACUUCCGGCCUUAAAAAGCUGCCUGGGUGCGUUUCUUGGAGACAAAAGCAAACGGAAUGGCUUCUUAGAAGAGCUGCCCGUCUGUGCCCACCUGAAAUAGUCACUGUGGUUCAAAAGGGAAAGGAGUGUGAUGUUGUUAUGGAAACGGCUCUCGAAUUUCUCAUUCCUCAAGCACUGCAACCGGACUGCGGAAUCUCGUCAGAUUUAUGGUGUGAGGUGGCGGUAGCCCUUGUGACAUACUUGAACAGUGCCUCAAGUCUGCCAGCCCAAUCAGCCGAUGUCUUGGACUUGCUGGAGGUGCUCUUGAAUAAACAGGAAGUGGCAAACGAGUGCAUUAACCUCUCCUGGUUGACAACGUUUCAACGCAUCGCCAUUGAGGCGUCAUCCGUAGCAGGCACAACAGUGAGAGCGCUGUCUCUGGUGGUGUGGUCACACUGUUUGAAGCGCUGUUUACAAAACCUUGACAAUUACUCAGUUGAAGUUGAAGGAAGUGCCGAGUCAUGGAUCUCGGCCAUCACAUGUGCCGUAAGCAACCAAGAGAAACUGGCAGCUACAGCGGACAUCUGUCGAAUGCAUGCAGCGCGUUCUCUUCACAUUGCUGGUGAUGCCGUGUUCACCUGGGCUGCUUUCAAGUGCAAGCCACGCAAGUCAAAGCUUCUUCAAAGCUUGUUUAGCGCAACACUACAGCUUCUUCAAGAUGAAGACCCCCAAGUUCGCUCUGAAGCUGCUGGUGCACUGCCACUUCCAAGUGCUGGACCACAGUCACUUCCUGUCCAGCCUAAUAUUGCAGCAGAUAACCUGUUCAGUAAGCUGGUGCUUGCUUUUGCGGGUGAUGCGGCAGAGUUGGUCGAGUUCUUGUGGUGCGAGCUUUGCCGGAGUGGCCCAUCUGCGCUCUCUGAAUUCCAGCAGCUCGCAAAGCCCACUGUUGCGAGCCUCUUCGAACAAGAUGAAAGUGGCAUUUUUGUGGAGCCCACAGUCGUUUCUCAGAUGCUGCAUCGAGGCACUCAGAUGGCACUGGAGGCAGCACUCAGAAAUGGUGCAGAUGUGACGAACUUUCUCGUAAAUGAAGCUGCAAGACUAGAAGAUGAGCUUAAAGCUGCGUCCCAAGCCAUCGAUGAAUUCACCCUGCUCACGGGCAAACCCCUUGGCUCAAACCUCGAGAUUCUGGGCAGGCCCAAGCUGCACCAUGCCAUUGCGGUGUUACGAGCCCGUGCAGAUCUGGUUGAAUGGGCUUGCGCGCAGUUCGGUGCGGAGCACAGUUCUGGUGUAUUCGCUGAAACGAUGCCGCCAGGUAAGGAGGUCAGUGAGCUGUCGCUGCUAGCAAGUGCAGCUUUGCAGCUUUCACGCGCAAAAGCUCACCUUUUAGAGCUCUGGACUCGGCUGACCCUUGCAUAAUAAAGUUGUGUACUAUAACAUCUUUCCA